Molecule: messenger RNA, 2624 nt
Organism: Nannospalax galili (Upper Galilee mountains blind mole rat)
Lineage: Eukaryota; Metazoa; Chordata; Mammalia; Rodentia; Spalacidae
Gene: Arfgap3
Product: ADP ribosylation factor GTPase activating protein 3
Exons: 16
Coding region: 115-1662 (515 amino acids)
Biological process (GO): COPI coating of Golgi vesicle
Molecular function (GO): GTPase activator activity
Source: RefSeq, a predicted model, not a curated record
GCGGUCACGCGCAGCCCCGCCCCCUCCGCGUCCAUAGGUCUCCGGGAGGCGGCAACCGCUGCUCCGCGGCUCUUCCCGGUGUGCGGGACCGCUGCUCCUCGGCCCUCGACGACUAUGGGGGACCCCAGCAAGCAGGACAUCCUGGCCAUCUUCAAGCGCCUCCGCUCGGUGCCCACGAACAAGGUGUGCUUCGACUGCGGUGCCAAAAAUCCCAGCUGGGCAAGCAUAACCUAUGGGGUGUUCCUUUGCAUUGACUGCUCAGGGUCCCACCGCUCACUUGGUGUCCACUUGAGUUUUAUUCGAUCUACCGAGCUGGAUUCUAACUGGUCCUGGUUCCAGCUGCGCUGCAUGCAAGUUGGAGGGAAUGUCAACGCUUCUUCCUUCUUCCAUCAACACGGGUGUGCCACCAACGACACCAAUGCCAAGUACAACAGUCGCGCAGCCCAGCUCUACAGGGAGAAAGUCAAGUCUCUGGCCACCCAGGCCACCCGGAAGCACGGCACUGAUCUGUGGCUUGACAGCUGUGUGGUCCCGCCUGUGUCCCCUUCUCCAAAGGAGGAGGAUUUCUUCACCUCUCACACAUCUGAGGUCAGUGGCACAGUGAGAGCAGCGCAGCUACAGCCACCUCCUUUAACACCAUGGGCUGCAGAAGCCACUCCUGAGAAGAACGAAGGUGGACCAGAACAAGGACCCAGCGUGGAGGGUCUGAAUGCCCCAGGGAAGGCUAAUUUAGAGGUUUCCUCUAUCAUAAAAAAGAAACCAAGUCAAGCAAAAAAAGGACUUGGGGCCAAGAAAGGAAGCCUGGGAGCCCAGAAGCUGACACGUACCUCCUUCACCGAGAUGGAAAAGCAAGCACAAGCUGUGGACAAGAGGAAAGAGCAGGAGGACCUGGCCAGGGCGGUGCCUAAGGAGGAGUCCGUCAGUGUUUCAUCGUUACGACUGGCCUAUAAGGAUCUCGAAAUUCACAUGAAGAAAGAUGAGAAAUCGAACCUCAGCGGCCAAAAGAAAGUGGAAGCCGAGAGGCUGGGCAUGGGCUUGGGGAGCUGCAGGAGUGGCAUCUCGCAUUCAGUGACAUCAGACAUGCAGACCAUCGAGCAGGAGUCCCCCACGCUGGCGAAGCCAAGGAGGAAGUACCAGGAGGAUCACGAGGACUCGUACUUCACAUCUAGCUCCAGGUUCUUUGAUGACCCCAUGGAGUUAAGAGGCAGCUCCUUUUCUAGCUGGGAUGAGAGCGAGGAUUCCUACUGGAAGAAGGACAGCAGCAGAGACACUGAGCCUGCCGUGAGAAGCACGGGCUCCGCAGACAGACCUAGUGCCCGCCGGAAGCAGGACUAUGAGGCUGUUGAUAAUACAGAUGAAGCCCAGAAGAAAUUUGGCAAUGUCAAGGCCAUUUCCUCAGAUAUGUAUUUUGGAAGACAAGCCCAGGCAGAUUUCGAAACCCGGGCCCGGCUGGAGAGGCUCUCUGCCAGCUCCUCCAUCAGCUCUGCAGACCUGUUUGACGAGCAGAGGAAGCAGACUGCAGGAAACUACAACCUCUCCAACGUGCUGCCCAAUGCCCCCGACAUGGCCCAGUUCAAGCAAGGCGUGCGGUCUGUUGCUGGAAAGCUCUCUGUCUUCGCCAACGGGGUCAUGACGUCCAUUCAGGAUCGCUACGGCUCUUAAUCUUGAUGCUGCGCCGACUCCAUCCUGGCAGAACUCCACUUCAGAUGGACCCAGGACCAUGUCUGGCCAUGCCGAAGCCCCGACAGUUGUGCAGACUGUUUCUGCUUCUCCCCUGAUGUCUGUACUCCUGAUUUUUAAUAGUUCCUUUGAGAUGUUCCCGUUUCUGAUGUAGUAGAAGCUGUGCCGUCACUUCUGUUGGAGGUCAGCGCCUUUGUCACGGUCAAGUGUAGCUUUAUUUUUGUGGGAUUGGUAGAUCUAAGAGCUGGGGGGCUGAGCCCUCCCUCCAACCCCACCCUGGACCUCUAGGGGGACAGGCGCAUCCAUGGACUGGGGGCUCAGGGCUGCUAGAGUCAGCGGAUGCUGGAGAAAUAAAUCAACAGCACAUACCUCUCACUGAAAAGGAGCGGACGGUAAAAGCAAGAGCUGAAGUGCCCAGCAUCUGACGUGACAGAUUCCCAUUGAUUUCAAACAACAUUUAAGCCAUCUGUCCUUUUGUAAAUUAUUUUAUAUGCUCACUACACUUUAAAAUGUUUUCCAAUGAGUUCUUUUAACAAUCCUAAGCUUCCAAAGAGCCAAGGGAGUUUAUUUUAUCAAGAUGUUACUGUUUGAAUUGAUGCAAGCCAAGAACUCCUGAAAUACACUUAGAAAUCGAUGUAUGUACAGAAAACCGAGUAAGGCAAGAAGAUCUGGCUUCAGCCUGUAGUUCGGAGUCUGGGGAAAUGGUGAUUAUAAUUGGGUAGUAUUGUUAAUAUUUUUUUAUCUUGACCUUAGUGUUCCAAAAGUUACAGGAUCUAUGUAAAUCACUAAAGUGACUUGGCUGUGUUUUAGACAGCACUGCACGCAUUGUUCAGCCCAGUAAAAUAUAUUUGAAAUUUGGUGAACCAAAAAUGUGAAUAUUUUGUGAAUCUUUCUUAAAAGGUCCAAUUUGUAGACUUCUAAAUAUAACAGACGGUCACAGCAGA